Molecule: messenger RNA, 756 nt
Organism: Vittaforma corneae ATCC 50505
Lineage: Eukaryota; Fungi; Microsporidia; Nosematidae
Exons: 1
Coding region: 1-756 (251 amino acids)
Source: RefSeq, a predicted model, not a curated record
AUGCUACAAGCACAGUCAACUAAGCAAAUCUUGUUUGGAGUUGUUAAGAUGCUUCCAAUAUUGGGGAUUGUAGUACUACCUGGAGUUGUUGACGCUAGUAGCGAGGCUACCAACAACAGGGAUAUUGCCGGCAGCACUAUUGAAGUUACAAGUCUUGGUAGCAUGACUGCAACAGAUGUAGGCAGCCAUGAAGAAAGUGCAGGACUUGCACCAGCAACUAAUCCUAAUGCUUUGCCCAGUCAUUUUGCAGAUCUUGACGAUCUUUACAAUACUGGUUUUAAUGACAGCGACGAUGAUCCAGAGCUUAAUAAUUUCUCACGUUGGUUCAGUCAAAGCGAAAUUCAAGAACUUGAAAAACUGUUAAGUAGUCUGAGACCGGCUCCUGUGAUUUAUGCUAAUGAUGCGAAGUUCAAAUUAUUUUUAAAUAAUCUCAGAAUUGUUAAGGUUGUAGGCGAUUGGAUUGAAAACAAAGGAUUGGAGGACAAAGAUGGCUAUAGCAAUUGCAAGGGUGAUAUUUUUGAAUUGGCUGCCUUUGACAUAUGGCGUAGAUUUAGGUCCAGAGUUCCAAAUCCGCAAAACAACGAAGAAAUGUUUGUAAUAAAUAUAGUUAAUGUAGCGAUCAGCCAAGGUGCUUCCCCAGAGCUUAGUGAAGUGGAUGUAUCUAACAUUGAACAAGUACCGACGCAUGCGUUGAAAUUCCUAGAAGACAAUCUUGGAACUAAGAUUUUGAAGAGGAAACUUGCUGGCAAACCAUAA